AUGCAGAGACGUUAUGCGUUGAUUAUAUUCCAAUUAAUAAUAGUUUUACGUGCCGAUGAAUAUGUAAAUGAACUUUCAACAAAGUGUCAAAAUACCAGAGAUGUUUAUUAUUGUGCAAAGUUUGGUAUAGUUCGUUCCAUCAACGACUUAACAUUUGAUUAUGAUUUUGGAGAAAAUAGUUCUGCUACUGAAUUGAAAAGUUAUCAACAUAAUAAUAUUUCUUCAUACGAUAAUAAUGAAGAGAACGAAUAUAUCAAAUUCUACAGAUUUUUGCGAAGAAAAGUUGAUACUAUUCUAAGUAAUCAUUAUGUUGCUUUGGUGCCUCAAGAUUUUAACAAAUUUCGAAAUAGCAGGCAGUUUUCAUUCCUGGACUCAGACCACGAUACAGAUAUGGACACAACCUUGCAAGACGUUCAAGAAGUUGGAAUAAAAAUAGCGAGUUGGGGAUUAAUAAUUUUCAUCUUAUCGGUAUUAUACUUCAUUUAUAAAGCUGCAGUGACUCUUCUAAUAAGUAUUUCAAUAAUCAAUUCAUUAUUUUUGGUUGGAUUUGCUUAUAUUCCUAUAGUUUUAUCAGAUAUUCAAGGUCAUUGUGAUAGUAGACCUUGGUAUUUUAGGAUAUUUGGUUAAUAAUUUAUACUGAUUCACCACUAGCUUUAUAGAUAACAAAAGUACACAAAUGUUGAGUGUUUCGGUAAUAUAUCAAAAACCUGCAAUAAAAUUUCAUAUAAGUCGAUUUAAACGAGGGGGCUUAGGAUAACAUAUGUGCUAAUAUUAUCAUAGGAUUGUUACAUAAAACGCUAAUAAACCUUAUGCAUUUUAGUUAAUAAA
Diorhabda carinulata is the source of this 828-nucleotide messenger RNA. RefSeq lists its product as uncharacterized. NCBI's taxonomy places the organism in Eukaryota, Metazoa, Arthropoda, Insecta, Coleoptera, Chrysomelidae. The transcript is spliced from 2 exons. The coding region runs from base 1 to 627 and encodes 208 amino acids. The record is from RefSeq and is a predicted model, not a curated record.